CAAGCCCACCUUGGCAGGUUUGUGUGAAGAGAGAAGAUGUUGACUUUAACUACACUUCACUUCACGUAGGCUACCACAACACAUUUUGGCGUGCUCAUCUUCACGACAACGACGGAGAGUGGACAUCACGCUGACUACUUUAACAGAGGGGCAGUUAGGGUCUUAGUGAGACAUCGAGAGUACGGGUUAGCAAUUGUCGCUCGAAACAAUCACGUAGAACGAGAGACCCACGGCAGAAGGCGGUCAUGUUGAACGUAGCCAGCUCCAUGGAGGGACUAGAUCAGGGAAUUGAUACCAAGCCAUCGGCUUUUAUGGAGCUACAGAACCCAGCGGCCGGGAUGAUGGGUCAUACACCGUACCCAAUUCGAUCUGGCCACUACCCGAUGUCGCCAAACCAGGAAUCGUUGUACUCCCACCAACAGCAACACGCUCGGUCGUUGGGUUACCCCUUUUCUAUGAACUCAAUGAAUUCUCUGGGGCAUAAUCCUUACAACGCGGCCUCUCAUCCCUUUGCCAUGAACCCUUACCAGACGCCUCCACCAGUUAGGGAAGUUGAAGGUAAAACUCAGGAAGAACAACUCCGUAUGAAUGGCAAAGGAAAGAAAAUGAGAAAACCUAGAACGAUAUAUUCCAGCCUCCAGCUGCAACAACUUAAUCGCAGAUUCCAAAGAACGCAGUAUCUGGCUCUGCCAGAGAGAGCAGAAUUGGCGGCUUCCUUAGGCCUAACGCAGACACAGGUCAAAAUCUGGUUCCAAAACAGAAGAAGCAAGUACAAGAAGAUCAUGAAGCAGCAGCAGAAUACCCCAGGGGGAACCCCGGGGCAAGUGGUCCCCACGGGUCAGCAGUCCCCUACGGGCCCCAAUCCAGCUCAACCCCAAGGCACCUCUAGUCCACAUCAUCCACACACCCCUAACGGCAUGGACAGCCCCCAGUCACCACCCACGCCAACGCAACCGAACGGGCCACAUCAAACAAAUAUGUUACCUACUCCCCCAGGGGGUGAUAUGAGUCCCCCGGGGACUUGGCCUGAUUACAGCGGAGGCCACACCCAGUCCACGAACAGUUAUAUCAACGUGAAUAGCACGGGCCCAGGAAAUUACAUGCCGCAGUACGCUGCAUGGUACCAGUCGCCCAACCCUAUGGCUAUGAGUCAACCCUCAACACUGCUCACAUAGAAAUAACACUGGCAUAGAUAGAUUUAAUAUAUACAUAAAUAUAUAAUAUGAUAACGAGAGUGGAAAGAUUUGAAACUAACUUUGGAUCAAAGAGCUGAACCGGGACGUAUGCGAUCCACGAAUAUUGAAAGGGUUGCUCAAAAUUGGUAGGAAGAUCUUCCUGUUGGAGGAGAAGUCGUGGGAGUCGUGCCCAUUGCUCCCCCCGCCUCUCCCUGCCAGUAAGUUAGCUACCGCCAUCUAUCACGAGAACAGUAUGAAGCCAAAUGUGACUUCGUGACGCAUGGACAAUCUCUUUACGUAACUGAACCGCGUCACGACAACGUCGAACUCCCACGUGACUCUUUCUACCUCAUCUUGAAAUCCGAACACGAGAAUGGCCAAACUUAGUUAGUGUUUUCCACCUGAAUUGAGCCGCCAUAGAUUGGAGUAUGCUGAGGCCAUACAAGAGUUCGUUUCUGUACAACAGUCAUGCAUUCCUUAUUUUACUGUUAACCGGGACAUUAGUGCAAAUAAAAAAGGACUCAACCUUGUGUUAACAAUGACCUCCAGCGGACUUUAUGAUUUUCUUCACAGACGAAAAAACCAAAACGCAAAAGCCUAGAAUAUAAUCAAGUGGCCUUAAGUUAGAGUAGAUAUAUGUAUAUACUGAAAAUUUCAUCUAUUAUAUUUAUGUGAAAGAUAUUUUUGAAUUGUUUAAAAGAAAGCGGUGUGUAAAUAUGUAAGUGUAUUAUUGUAUAUUUUAAUGUCUAGUUAGCUUGCAGAUGAAAUCACGUUCCAAUCCAAAGAGAUUAGAUGACUUCAAUUUUCUUCUGCUCUGUUGUGCGGUGCGGGCAUAACUAAAUGGUCAAAUAAUAGUUUGGAAUAAUGAUUCUUUGGGGCUUGUAGGAUGAAUUUUUCCAAACAUGGUGCUUUUCUACCAUUCCAUGACAAUUUUUUUCUGUGCAAAUGAGAGAUUUUGCUGUUCAUGGCAGAAAUGAUUUAGAGGAAUAUUAAGCGUUUUAUUAUGUAUUCGUUAAAGAGGCCAUUGUAAAUUGGUGUACUAUAUAUUUGUUUUUACACACGUUACACGGUUGAUAUAUCGUGGUGGAUAUUUUAUUUCAAACAACAGGGUAAAAAAUCAAGACAAGAGAUAGUAAAAUGAAAAGUGCUUCACGCUUUAGAAUAUUUAGAGGGGCUUACCUGUGUUCAGAUCUUUAGACCAAACAUUGUCAGUUGACAACCCCACAGGAUAUGCUGUUAUUAUAAAAUGCAAAGACGCGCACAGUUUUUUUACGUGGUAUAUGAUUUCAGUGCACAGGUAAAUAAUGUGGUUGUGAUUUUUUUACAAUAAUUUUUUUCGACAUAAACAUCAGUAUGAAAGACAUUCUUAUACAUCUGUGUGCCAGGGGGCUAAUUUUUGUGCUCUUUGUAUGAAUUAUCAGCCCAGAAUACACUUAAUAGUGAGAACACCAAUGACCAUAGCUAUGUUAUUUUAGUUGUAUCUUUUAGCACAAAUAAGUCAGUCCGACCCAAUUUUUUGUUAUCAUUCACCGACUUUACAUUCAUUCUUUCUUUAGACACUGUGAAAAAUACGUUGCAAUAAUACCGAUGCCAAGAAUUAAAGGGACGUUUUUGUGAGAUAUUUAUGACGUCAAGAGGUGUCAAGUUAAUAUUCUUCUUAUUGUUGUGAAAGAAAAAACAUCAAGUGCAGUACAAAUCGUUAGCUGACCUUUGAACAAACAUCUUGUCAUCUUUGUAAAUACGAAGUUCGUGUUACUAUAAAUAUUUAAUAAAAAAUCAUCUCACAGAUAUUUUU
Lingula anatina is the source of this 2970-nucleotide messenger RNA. RefSeq names its product homeobox protein Dlx1a. Gene Ontology annotation, biological process: regulation of transcription by RNA polymerase II. Gene Ontology annotation, molecular function: DNA-binding transcription factor activity, RNA polymerase II-specific; RNA polymerase II cis-regulatory region sequence-specific DNA binding. The record is from RefSeq and is a predicted model, not a curated record. NCBI's taxonomy places the organism in Eukaryota, Metazoa, Brachiopoda, Lingulata, Lingulida, Lingulidae.